UCGUGUGGUCGGGUGCCAUAGCAACGGCUCAUGAGAAACAUUGUUAUAGCUCAGGCCAGUUUGACGUGCUCGAUGUUUGAUGACAGCUGCGUUCAUGCGGACAAUUUAGGACAGUGGCAACUCCUGCAACAAAUUGCCGUUAUGUCUCGCCGCUGUCUCGACCGUCCAUGAGCUGAUAGGUGCCGUAAUACACCCAAAAAAAUAAAAAUAAAAAUAACACCGAGCAGUUAAGACAAGUAGUCACGGUUAUAUAGAGAAGCAUGAUAGUUAGUGUGAAAAUGUGUUUUACUGCACAGUCGUCCAUGUCAGGUAGAAAAUCAGUCAAGUGUCGGCGCUGAUGUGCGUUCCUUUUUUUUUUUUUUUUUUUUAAUCGCCGUGCCCUAGUGUGACUGGCGCGUCUCCCGGCUGUAUCAGAGCCUGUUGCUCCCCGUGUGUGGCCAAUGCCAGGAUAUUAAUUUUCCCUGCGAUGCAUUGUGCUCCCCCUCCUCCUCCUCCUCUCCUUUCCUCUUAUCUCCUUUCUCCCCCUCAGUCUCCUCUCUGUCCAUUGUUGUCAUCCAUUGAGCGAAAGGUGCAGCACUGCACAUCUGUGUGUUUUUGCCUGUCUUUUAACAUUGAAUUCAACAGAGCAUCACCUUAACUCCACUCAUAUAUAAUCAACAUGCUGCAUGUCUGAAAAUGUAACUCAGCACCCCCAGUGUAUGGUCUACAUGGCUUACUUUAUUGUCUGCAGUGGAGUAACUGUACCUAUAAUCUACAGUAUUAACCACAUAGUAGCCUAUUGUAUACAUAUACAUAAACACAAUAUAUAAAUGUAGUCUCAAAUAAAUUCAAUAUAAAGUUUACGAUAUAUAUUGACCUGCAUGUAUGUUAAUCAUAAGCACAAUGUAUGCACAUUGGUUAGGUUAAUACACUAUAUACAGUUCUCUAACUCAGAUUUUGUUUCAUACUGUCUCUAUAGUAGGCCACCAUAGUAUUUUUUUCCUACACCUUUUUUUUCCUCUCUACCGCUCAUCUUCUUCAGAUGAUACAUUUCCCUCCUGGGAUCAGUUCACUUUCGAUGUUAUUUUAACUUUCAACUUUGUUGAGAUCUUGUCAAAUCUUCCAUUGGAGAGAAAUUUGUGGGUGUUGCACAAGAUCUUUUUAGUGUAAGGUGUUCCAUUAUUUUGUCCACCCCCAUUAGUUUUAAACCCCUCCUCCACACUCCAUUAGCUUACUAUAAAUGUGAAGCUGCUCAUAUUCAUUUGCUGGCCACGGUGCAGAAGAAUCUACAUAGAUACAGAAAUAGCAGGGCAGAACCCAAGUUUACAAGAUUAGUUCAUUACAGUGAACUUAUUAUUAGACACUUGGAACUGAAAGCAUAAAGCUAUCGGUUUCCUAGCUGUAUUCUUGUACCAACAAACAGCUGGCAUCUGGUGAGAGAAUGAAUGCUGAUGACUGCAAUGGACGCUCAUAUGCACAAGGUAAUGAAGGAGAGUCAUCAACAGAACAGGAUUUUUAUGGCGGGUUGCAGGGUCCUUCAGCGAGAUCUCCAAACAGUCAGCAGUCCUCACCACACCGCUCUCUUAGUGCAAACUCCAUUAAGGUUGAGCUGUGCAGCGAUGAUGAGUCACCAGGUGCUCCACAGCCAGAGAAAAGAGAGGCUGUGAGGGACGAUAGUAGGAAGGAUGACAGAGGGGAUCCCAUGGAAGAAGGGAGCGCAGAAUACGCAGGGGCAGGAAGAAACAGAGCGAGCGUUUACAAUGAGAUGGCCAGUCCAAACGCUGCUUCACCAGGACCUAUCAGGCUGCCCAACGGGAAGCUCCAGUGUGAGGUGUGUGGGAUGAUCUGCAUCGGACCCAACGUGCUGAUGGUGCACAAGCGUAGCCACACAGGUGAGAGGCCGUUCCAGUGUAACCAGUGUGGAGCUUCCUUUACCCAGAAGGGGAACUUGUUGCGCCACAUAAAGCUGCACUCAGGAGAAAAGCCUUUUAAGUGUCCCAUUUGCAAUUAUGCUUGUCGCAGGAGAGAUGCCUUGGCUGGACAUCUACGCACACAUGCAGUUUCUUCUCCAACGGUGGGAAAACUUUUCAAGUGCAGCUACUGCAGUCGCAGCUACAAACAACAGAGCACAUUGGAGGAACAUCUAGAGCGCUGCCAUAGUUAUCUGAAGAGUUUGGAUCACCAGACAGCAGUCAACACACCAAUAACACAGGGUGAAGAGUCAGUAAAUAUGGAGACAGUUACUAAACCUGUGCUCCAGCCAUCGAAUGAAAAAAUCCAGCAUGUGGAUAGACUGGCUAUUAGCAUCACCAAACGCAAGAGGUCAACACCACAGAAGUUUUUGGGUGAAAAGCACAUGCGCCUUGACCUACCUGAAGCACCUUAUGAAUUGUCCUCUGGCUCUGAGAAGGAAGGGGACCUCACAAGCUCUCAGCCUGCUGGAGACUCUGCUGGGUUGCCUGGUUCACAUCUCCAAGGCAGUAGGGGUAAAGGGGAGAACCAUGAGUCAACUGCACUGUCCCAGCUCCAUCCUGCCUUCCUGUCAGAGCUACGCACAGUUAUGGGCUCCAUCAACAGCAAUGCGACUCCUCAGGGCCCCCGAGCCCAUGGUGGAGUAGGGCCGACAGUAAUGCCUCAUGGCCUGGCUGGGCGGGAGGCAGUUGAAGGCCGUGAUGACCAACCGUUAACCCAUAGCCACACCACCUCGCCCAAUGGCUGCCCCGACUCUACAGACACAGAGAGCACAGCAGAAGAGCAGAGCACAAGGGCUACAGCCCCGACAAGUACCUCCAACAACCACCACCUCCACUACCAAACCCUCACACUGCCCCGCAGCCAUCCCACCUCCAGUCCCAGCCAGGCCAAAGACUUGGACCAAGAGUGGGAGAGAGCGUGUCCUGUACCCCCCACCAUAGUGAAGAGGAGCCCUGGCUCACUUCUUUCUUCUAGGGAGACUAUGCAGGUGUUAGACAGGGAUGGUCGGCCUGUGCACUCCUUCUACUGCCGGCACUGUCGCAUCCUCUUCCUGGACCAUGUCAUGUUCACCAUCCACAUGGGUUGUCAUGGCUUCCAUCAACCCUUUGAGUGCAACAUUUGUGGCCACCAUAGCCAGGACCGCUACGAGUUCUUGUCUCACAUCAGCCGUGGAGAGCAUCAGGUGGGCUGAGGAGAGGCGAUAGUGGUCGGAUGAGGAGAGGUGGCUGUUGCUCUCUUGUUGUGGGCUCACGUUUGUUCUGCACCAGAUCAGUUGCUUUAAAUCCCAAGUGUAAGUAAAAGGAUUUGUGAUUUUA
Messenger RNA from Larimichthys crocea (large yellow croaker), 3269 nucleotides. It is a transcript of the gene ikzf4, whose product is annotated as IKAROS family zinc finger 4. Bases 1421 to 3145 code for a protein of 574 amino acids. Gene Ontology annotation, molecular function: RNA polymerase II cis-regulatory region sequence-specific DNA binding; DNA-binding transcription factor activity. Gene Ontology annotation, biological process: regulation of transcription by RNA polymerase II. The transcript is spliced from 8 exons. The record is from RefSeq and is a predicted model, not a curated record. NCBI's taxonomy places the organism in Eukaryota, Metazoa, Chordata, Actinopteri, Sciaenidae.